GGCAGCCGUGUGUCUGCAUGUGGGAAGUACGCAGACCUCUGCCGCCAGCGUACCGCAAGAACAAAAACAACAACAACCAUUGGUACUUCUACUACUAAUGGACAGCCAAAGGCGGUGAUGGCUAUUUGGAGUAUGGGUAGUUGGGGAUCUGUAAAAGUAGAACAGGAUACGCCUUCUGUUGUACAAGAAAGGGAUCAACAACUGGGCAAGGAGAAACUCGCUGAACCUGAAGCACAUACAAGUGAUAAUCAAGGCGCUCUGAGAAACGGAGAUGGAAGAGGACAGCAAGAGCCCAAUGGACCUACGUCUGGUGUACACCCACAAGAUGGUCGUGCAGACGGUGGGGAGUCACGCAAUGAUAUUCCUUCGGGACGAGAUGCAAAACAUGGGGUUAAAGGAGAGGUACCGGAAUCAGGAACAAGUACGGUGACAGCAGAAACAGGAGCGAGUUCUACUACACAAAGUAAUCAAGGAGUUUCAAGCACCAACCAGUCUGGUGCACCUGUUGCAACAGAAAGCCAAACUCAACAGUCUAAUGCAGCUACAAUGGAUAACCAAGAAUCGUCGGAUAACACAGCUGAUAACAGUACAAUGGCCACCACUACCACAAAUGGGACAGCAUCCACUAAUGAUAGUUCAGGUAACAGUGUGACUGCCGCACCAGACUCACAAGAAAACACUUCCACUACUCCGGUGAGCACCGAGAACACUACCACAGAAGCACCAACCACAACACUUCCUCCUGGACCUGUACCUAACGCAGGGAUCACCACUAUUGCUUCCGCAGUACAGACGAACAAGCCCAUUGUUGACAGCAGUGUUAGUCCUGUGUGGAUGCGCACUGCAGCACCGCUGCUGAUUGUGGCUGUGUUGUUCUCCGCUACUGUGUACUGA
This is a messenger RNA of Trypanosoma theileri, 894 nucleotides long. RefSeq lists its product as uncharacterized. The transcript has a single exon. The record is from RefSeq and is a predicted model, not a curated record. The annotation marks the transcript as partial. NCBI's taxonomy places the organism in Eukaryota, Euglenozoa, Kinetoplastea, Trypanosomatida, Trypanosomatidae.